Molecule: messenger RNA, 2831 nt
Organism: Haliotis rufescens (red abalone)
Lineage: Eukaryota; Metazoa; Mollusca; Gastropoda; Lepetellida; Haliotidae
Product: coiled-coil domain-containing protein 89-like
Exons: 7
Coding region: 112-1179 (355 amino acids)
Source: RefSeq, a predicted model, not a curated record
GCUAAAUUGUUUUGGUUCGCAACAGAGCGUUUGAGAAAGUUUUAACUUCACUAAUACUUAUCUUUGAACCAUACCACUUCAAGAUAGGGUGAAGCCGAUAGACGGUUAAAGAUGUCGUCCGUCAAUCAACAAUCGUCAAGGAAUGUGCAUCAAGUUGUCAGGGAUAGCAAGAAGGACAUGACUGAUAUGGAGCAGACUCUAUCCAAGCUCCGUGCACUGUCAGAAGAUGAUAAAACAGAAGCUGGGAUGCUGAGAUCUCGCAUUGAUGAACAGUCCCAGCUUAUUAUGAUCCUCAAACAGCGAGCUGACGAGGCUGUGAUUCGGACUCAAACUCUUGAUGCUAUAAAUAAAGAAUUGAUGGAAUUUCGAGACAAUGCCAAUGAGCAGUUGCAGCAUGAGAUACGUAAAUUCAAUAUUUUAGAUUCCAGGUUUAAUGACUUGGCAUCAAAUCAUGAGGAAAUGAUCAAGUACAAAGAUGAGUACAAGAGAGUCAAUCAAGGGCUGAGAGCUGAGAAUGCCAAAUUGAGAGAAGACAAUGCUAAACUGUUCUCACAAGCUAUUGCAGAGAGAGAUCAACAGAUAGAAGAGCUUGAUAAGAAAUGUUCAGAGAUAAAGUCACAAUACACUGUUAUAGAACAGAGAUGCAGGCAAAUGCAGUCCGAAUUUAAGCAGAAAGAAGAAAUGUACAAGUCUGAGAAUCAGAAUAUGCAUGAUACACACCGCAGCGAGAUGUCCGCACUAAAACACAAACUACAGGAUACGGAGGAGAGGUUGAAAGGAGCCACACACAAGCUCCAGCUGCAGAUUGACAGCAAGCAGUCCGCCAGUUCCGAGGCCAGCUGUAAGAUCGCCCAGCUGUCCCGGGAGAAGGACGAGCUCCUUGACCUUGCCAUGCAGAGGGGGAAGCUCAUCACGAAGGAACAGACAGACAACAAGAUUCUGCAGAGGAAAGUGGAGGAGAUGGAGAAGUCUGUCCGGAAGAUGGAGGAGAAAUUUCAAUCUGAGGCAUCAUCGGUCAAUGCCAACAUCCAAGUGCGGAAGUUACGUGAAGACUUAUCGGAAGCCAACAUAAGACAAAAAGAAGUUCUCAAGGAAUUUGAUGCCUUCAAGAAACACUCCAACAAUCUGCUGCAGAAAGAACGGGAACUCAAUGAAAGGCUGAGACAUCUGGUUGGCUGAUGUUACACAGUCAGUGAUUGGCCACUUCAGAAACAGGCUGAAAACAUUGCAUCUAAUUCGCUGAAUCCUCCGAGGUCAAGGUCAAUAUAGCAAGAGCACACAGGAUGUCAGGUCAAACAAAUGCUAUCCUCAGUAUUUGUCCCCAAUAUAAUACCAUCAGUAUUUAUUCGGAGAAACUCUGCUCUUUUUACAGCAGACUUAUUGAUAAAGAGUGUCAUUCCUUGGCAUUUGCAACUUGAAAAUCCAUUUUAGAGGGAAACUAGGCAUUGGCAAAAUCCUUCGUUUUGUUUGCAAGUUGUUCAAAUGCCACUUUUCUGUCAACUCAAAUUAUAUAAUACAGUUAAUAAUUAACCUGAUUACAUUAAGACAAGAUCUCCGUUUCACAGAGGGCAGGAGGUAAAACAUUUUGACCUCUGCCUCGUUCCACAAUGCGAUCCUAUUGCAUACCCGCCAUAAGUAUGUUAAAUUGGGAGUCUUGAACCUCUACGCGCAAAGAUCGCUUUGUGUCGUGGGGCCCAAGACUAAAGGCUAGACUCUAUUUAAAGAUAUUAUUUGUAUUCAGUUACUCCAUAUACAGUAUCACUCAUGUUGUUUUAGUUAAUAUGACCCAAAGGUGAUCUAGGGGGCACGGGUGGCCCAGUCUGAGGUGCCGUGAUUCGCUGUGCAGAGUUGUGUCCCUUGGGCGUGCCAGAAACCUAUGAUUGUGGGUUCGAAUCCCGGUUCACCCCUAUAAUGUUUCUAGGUUUGUCAGCACCAUACCCGUGCUCGUGGGUUUCACCAAAGUGGUAAACAUCUGACAACUGUAUCACUUCGGGCUUUCCUCCCACAUUAAGCUGACACGCCGCGAUAUAACUGGAAUACUGUUAAAAGCGGCAUUAAACCCAACUCACUCACUCACUCACUCCAAGAGGUGAUCUGGUUAUUGUGAAGGAAUAAUUCAAUACAUUGUAAUUCCAUAUGCAUGGACUUCAACAUGUUAGGACAUCUAUUUGAUAGAAGUUCCAUUGAGUCCGUCCAUCGUUUAGAAGUCGAAAUGAUAGAUUUUCAUUAUUUUUUAAUCAAGAUGAUAUGAAGCCCAGUUGCUUCCAAAGUGACAAGAAUUCCACUGAAGUCUUACGAGUACCAAGUUGUUUUUAAUAUAUUCCAGUUAUGUACCAGUGCCUGCUCUCUUGGCAGAUGUCCUUACUGUGAUCAAUUGUUUUAUCUUAUGCUUGUAUUUUACCAAUUUUAUCAGUUUACAAGAGGAAUUACCGUAUUUGAACCAAUCCGUCCAUGGUGUAGUCUUCCCAACUGAUGCCAAAGCUGUUGUCUGUCAUUGUCAUGUAGGUCUGACAUUUCAGAAAAUACAAACAGGCACGAUUUGUACUCCUCCUUAUCAGUACUGCUGAUUAGUAUUAUAACUCUGCUCAUUGAACAUCAAUUUGUACCAAGCUUGUCUUACUGUUCGUUCUUGCCAAAACAUGUUUCUACUAUUAAGAAAUGUAUGUAUGGCCUUGAAUUGAAGUGUUUUGUGUCUACAAGUUGUGUGGAGAGAACCAUUUAAGGCAGUGUUACAUUUAGAAUAGCUUUAUUUAUCGAGGUUAUGCUGGAGUCAACAUCCAAGCCUAUUCGUCUCCAUUCCAAAUGAUGAAUUAAAGCUUUGUAUUACACAA